Molecule: messenger RNA, 613 nt
Organism: Chiloscyllium plagiosum (whitespotted bambooshark)
Lineage: Eukaryota; Metazoa; Chordata; Chondrichthyes; Orectolobiformes; Hemiscylliidae
Product: histone H4
Cellular component (GO): nucleosome
Molecular function (GO): protein heterodimerization activity; structural constituent of chromatin; DNA binding
Source: RefSeq, a predicted model, not a curated record
UCCUCUGCUCAGGAAUAGUCAGCUUUGGGGGGAAAAGGUUCGGUCCCAGACACAGUUGGGGCGGGAGUGAGCUGGAGGCGGAGCUUGAUGAUCAAAGCCAUUUCCCUGCUCUGUCUGUCACUCAGUUUCCUCUCCGGACCCGCCCCCCACUCUCUGUCAGCCCUUUCUCAGUCAGGUCCGGCCGGGCUGUAUAAAAAAGGAAGGGGAGGAAGCUCGGCUCUCAUUCGGCAGCGAUUGGAGUGAAGAAGCGUGAUGUCUGGAAGAGGCAAAGGAGGCAAAGGCCUGGGAAAAGGCGGAGCGAAGCGGCACCGCAAAGUGCUCCGUGAUAACAUCCAGGGCAUCACCAAACCAGCCAUUCGGCGCCUGGCUCGCCGUGGCGGGGUCAAGCGCAUCUCGGGCUUGAUCUACGAGGAGACCCGCGGGGUGCUGAAGGUUUUCCUGGAGAAUGUGAUCAGGGAUGCGGUUACCUACACUGAACACGCCAAGCGCAAGACGGUCACCGCCAUGGAUGUGGUGUACGCUCUGAAACGCCAGGGCCGCACUCUCUAUGGAUUCGGCGGCUGAGCAUAAAACGACCCUUUUCGAACGAACCCAAAGGCUCUUUUCAGAGCCA